Penicillium lagena is the source of this 615-nucleotide messenger RNA. Its product is annotated as xanthine phosphoribosyltransferase. Gene Ontology annotation, biological process: hypoxanthine metabolic process; GMP salvage; IMP salvage. The coding region runs from base 1 to 615 and encodes 204 amino acids. The transcript is spliced from 3 exons. Gene Ontology annotation, molecular function: hypoxanthine phosphoribosyltransferase activity. Gene Ontology annotation, cellular component: cytoplasm. Lineage: Eukaryota; Fungi; Ascomycota; Eurotiomycetes; Eurotiales; Aspergillaceae. The record is from RefSeq and is a predicted model, not a curated record.
AUGUCGCAGAAAUUCUAUGUCACCUACAACCAGGUCCACAAACUCUGCCAGGAGUCUGGGGAUAAAAUCCUGAAAGAGUUCCACCCCAAUCUCAUGAUCGCCAUCGGCGGCGGUGGUUAUGUGCCCGCCCGCAUUCUCCGGUCUUUCCUCAAGCGCCCCGGUGACCCCAACAUCCCCAUCCAGGCCAUUGGUCUGUCGCUGUACGAGGACCUGGGCCGUGGAGACCCGGAAGAGACCCCUGGCACCAAGGUCACUCGCACGCAAUGGCUGGACCUGUCCGCGCUGGAGAUGGCCAACCUGAUCGGCAAGAACAUUCUGAUCGUUGACGAGGUCGAUGACACCCGGACGACGCUGGAGUAUGCCGUGCGCGAGCUGCAGAAGGAUGUCGAGCUGGCGCAGAAGCAUCUCGGUCGCGAGGGCGAGAAGACCAACUUCUUCGUCUUUGUCCUGCACAACAAGGACAAGCCAAAGAAGGGCACUCUGCCCAGUGAUAUGAUGGAGAGUGGCAGGUACCAUGCCGCGGUCACCACGGGCGAUGUGUGGAUCUGCUAUCCUUGGGAAGCCAAGGACAUUGACGAGCACGACGCCCUGGCCAAGGAGUACCCCGUUGUCUAA